Galendromus occidentalis (western predatory mite) is the source of this 285-nucleotide messenger RNA. RefSeq names its product ribosomal protein L29 (gene RpL29). The transcript has 2 exons. Gene Ontology annotation, molecular function: structural constituent of ribosome. The record is from RefSeq and is a predicted model, not a curated record. Gene Ontology annotation, cellular component: cytosolic large ribosomal subunit; ribosome. Bases 88 to 285 code for a protein of 65 amino acids. Lineage: Eukaryota; Metazoa; Arthropoda; Arachnida; Mesostigmata; Phytoseiidae. Gene Ontology annotation, biological process: cytoplasmic translation.
CAUCAUGGCCGCCCUUUUCGUUUCGUCAGCCCUGCGGCACGUGUCGUGAAAACCGACUUAAAUAGCGAAAACUUGAAGUAGGGUACCAUGGCGAAGUCAAAGAAUCACACUUCCCAUCACAACAAUAGGAAGGACCACAGGAACGGGAUCAAGAAGCCGAAGCGCAAUCAGACUGAAUCGAUGAAAGGAUGCUGUCCGAAGUUCCUCCGUAACCUCCGUUACAUCAAAGCUGGAACCCGCAAAGCAUUGAAGGAGCAGAAGGCCGCCGCCAUCGCCAAGAAGUGA